GAGCGGUAGAUCGUAAAAUAUUGGGUGAGCAAAAGACAUAGCGUGCAAGAUAAGGAGAGGUAGAGCGAGGAAUAGAGCGAGAUACUAAGUAGCAGCCUUCGAUGUUAAAUCGGAACCCCUCAGCUCUGCCAAACCGUGCGUUUGUGUGUUUAUGACAGAAUAUUUCACACCCGAUCAUCGUGUAAACAAACCAUUGUUGUAACGAACACAAUAACCGACGCGCGUGACCAUUGUCAUCUUCUACGUCAUCACUAUCAUCUUCAGCGUCAUCAUUGUCGUCGCCUGCAGCGGAGCUGUGCACAUUAUAGUAACGGUCGCUCUAACACGGCGUGAGAGAUCGAGUGACGCCAACUGGACGCCAGCAUGCCGCUGUGUGAACUAUGCUGCGUCCGUCGGGACGGUCGGUGGGUAGACGACGAGGACGUCGGCAAGCACUGCAUGAUGAUCCUCACGUUUGUCGGAGCAGUGCUGACCUGCUGCGGCAUCAUCUGCCUCCUGGUGGGCAUAUUCGCCGACUUCUGGCCGGACGAGAACGAUAUCUACCCGGGGUACGUGUACCCGUACCCGCUAGAUACACCCGAACAUAUACGCAACCAGAUGACCAAGGCAAACGGCUAUGCCAUAAUAUGUAUGGGUGGUGAGCUCACGGUGAUAGGUGCGAUCACGUUCUGUAUUUCGCAAGGCUAUAGGGUGGUGUAG
Molecule: messenger RNA, 699 nt
Organism: Priapulus caudatus
Lineage: Eukaryota; Metazoa; Priapulida; Priapulimorpha; Priapulimorphida; Priapulidae
Exons: 2
Coding region: 364-699 (111 amino acids)
Source: RefSeq, a predicted model, not a curated record